UUUUUUCUCUCUCUCUCUCUCUCUACACAUAUAGAGAACAAAGGUAUAAGGAGUGGAGCAGUGGCCAUGUAUGGGCAGCCUGCGCAGCGAGCGCAAAGCCAGGCGUUGGCUGGGAUAUUCUACGGCUUGGCCCAGCAAGGCCCAAACAGUGAUCAGGUCCUAAGGGCACCACGGCUUUGUGAAGAGCUGCAGAGGGUUGUGCAAAGCGUGCAACUCGAGGGUGACGAUUUUCGUCAGCUCAAAGUAUCCUGGGUCAUUUCCAACCUUGAAGAGGCACGAAAGGAUCCCGAGAAAUGCUCACUCGUUGCUGCGGCCAUUUUUCUUGGGACUGCGCAGGCAUGUCUGAAGGGAAACUACACCUGUGAGAGCUCCUGCAAGAUGGUGGAUUGCCGACAUUUGGUCAGACCGAUUUCGUGCUUGCAUCGCCCUGGAAGAAUGCCUAUGCAGAGCAGAUUGAAGGCUUCAGGACAGAAGCAACAGAUUAUAUGCCAAAACGGUUCUCAUCGGCGCGUCUGGCCAAUUCGCUGCUGUGACCCGCUUGAUAUGGCUCUUCACCUUUCAUACUCAGAAUGCAGACGUGUGGCUCUUCUCAGGUGUACUGGGAUGGAACAUCCACAAAGCCAGUGCAGGUUGUAUCACAAUAUUCAUGAGGAUCAGCUCUUCUUCCGGACAACCUACUUUGAGGCUUUUGAACGACUUGAGGAAGACAUCCAGGCAGUGCCUGACGAAUCCAUCAAGGAGGGUGGAAUCAUUUAUUCCUCUGGCGUCGGAAUUCUGCGUGGUUCACUUCGAGAUGGUGCGCCGUGGGUUGAGCAGCCUCCCCAAGUGGAUGUCAUAUGGUUUGGAUUGCCCUUGCAUCCUCACCAUGGCGAGCAGGAGAUCUAUUCCCAAGAAGAGGAGAUGAACUUGGUUUCUUCUACGUUGGAUCGGGUCUUUGCGUGGGCCUGUGCUCAUGGUGCUGACGCAGUCGUCAUGCCUCCAUUUGCCUGUGAUAUCGGUGGAUUGCUUCAUCCCAGGCUGCACUUUGCAGGUCUGGUCCACGAGGUCUCCAAGCUGCAUGAGCGUCACCUUCCAGUGGUUGGCAUUGCCUCUGAGCACCCUGCGCACUGCAAGGCAAGCUGGUGGGACGACUUUGCACAGGCUGCCAUAAAUGGGAGACCAGUGCCUCCCCCCCUUGUCCACGUGCCUCGGAUCCCUCUCAUGGCCGACAAACUCGUUGGCAAGGAUACAAGCGCUCUCCUGGAAAAAAGACGCGCGCAGCAAGGUGUUUGGUCAGUGCCAGGAAGCCGGCGCUUGCGGGCUUCCUUCGUUUGACUGCAAAGUAAACCAACAAAACAUAGACCGUUUAGACUCAAGUUUAGACCGUUCAAAGUUCCCUUUUCACGCUGUGAACGCAGUUCAUUACCCUCCGAAGAGCGGAGGGUUGCAAGGAAGACGUCAACAAGUGCACGUUAAUUUUUCUUUAUUGUUUCUGC
Molecule: messenger RNA, 1475 nt
Organism: Durusdinium trenchii
Lineage: Eukaryota; Dinophyceae; Suessiales; Symbiodiniaceae
Source: the annotation of a GenBank genome assembly